Molecule: messenger RNA, 693 nt
Organism: Myodes glareolus (Bank vole)
Lineage: Eukaryota; Metazoa; Chordata; Mammalia; Rodentia; Cricetidae
Source: RefSeq, a predicted model, not a curated record
AUGGAUGGUGCCCAGAAUCUCCAGCUUUUUCCCUGUGCCUUUGGGCAGGUGCACACACUGACAGAAGAGAAGGAACACAGAGAAAGUCAGGUACAAGAGCUGGAGACCAGCUUGGCGGAACUCAGGAGUCAGUCAGAGGAGCCACCACCCCCACAGCCUCCAGCUGGGCCCUCCGAGGUGGAAGAGCGACUGCAGGGAGAGGUUGAGCAGCUGCAGAAGGAACUGGAGAAGCUGACGGGACAACUGAGGGCCCAGGUACAAGGCAAUGAGAGCCUGAGCCUCCUGAACCGGGAGCAGGAGGAGCGGCUGCUGGAGCUGGAGCGGGCUGCAGAGCGCUGGAGUGAGCAGGCGGAGGAGCGCAAGCAGAUCCUGGAGAGCAUGCAGAGUGACCGCACCACCAUCAGCAGAGCGCUGUCACAGAACCGCGAGCUAAAGGAGCAGUUGGCUGAGCUGCAGAACGGCUUUGUCAGGCUGACCAAUGAGAACAUGGAGAUUACCAGUGCACUGCAGUCAGAGCAGCACGUCAAGAAAGAGCUGGCCAAGAAGUCGGGGGAGCUCCAGGACAGAGCUAAAGGAGACAGUAAACCCAUGAAAGUGGAGGCAGAAAGAUCGGGAGUUCAACAUCACCCUCUGCUACAGAGUGGGGCUCACCCUGGGCUAAAUGAAACCCUGUCUUAAAAAUCACACAAAAGA